This is a messenger RNA of Racocetra persica, 159 nucleotides long. The record is from the annotation of a GenBank genome assembly. Lineage: Eukaryota; Fungi; Glomeromycota; Glomeromycetes; Diversisporales; Gigasporaceae.
AUGAAUAUGAGUGAACUUGUAACAAAUGAUAAUGAUUCCUUUAUAGAUACACCAAGCUGUCAAGAAAACGGAUCAUCAAGCAUACCUAAUUCUACUUUUUCAAGUCUACCAAAUGAUCAAAGUACGAAUUGCCUCAUGUUCACUCCUGACCAUUUCCUC